This is a messenger RNA of Perca flavescens (yellow perch), 2145 nucleotides long. It is a transcript of the gene klhdc7a, whose product is annotated as kelch domain containing 7A. Gene Ontology annotation, molecular function: protein binding. The transcript has 2 exons. NCBI's taxonomy places the organism in Eukaryota, Metazoa, Chordata, Actinopteri, Perciformes, Percidae. The record is from RefSeq and is a predicted model, not a curated record. Bases 1 to 2145 code for a protein of 714 amino acids.
AUGCCCAUUGCAAAUCUUUUAGGAGUCCAGUUCGACAUGCAGCUGGUGUUGAAACUGAGUCUCUCUGUGGCUGCCGUGCUGCUGGUUUCAUGGGCCUACAGGUUCUACAGCUCCAGGGAUGCAAAGAAAAUUCAGCUCUGCGUCAAAGACAACAAAGAGCCAGAAAAUGCAACCUGCCAAAACUGCAAGAUGACACUACGAUGUCAAAGCCCACCAAAACAUGACAGCGAUGAUGGGGGCAAGCGACCCGGACCCUUGCACCCAGACUCGGCUACUGAUGACCUGACAUCGGACAGCACCGAGGAAACGCCGGCUGAAUGUUCUCGAACUGAGAGCGGGAUGGCCAGUACAACGGGGCGCCGAUUGCCUUGCUUUUUGCAGAAGCUGGAGGGUAGCGUGGGUGUGGGCAGGGAAUUAAGGCAGGACUUGGAGCACCAGGGUGCCUACUCUAGCUUCCUCUCCAAGGCAGAGAUCAAAGUGGAGGAUGCCAACGUGGUACUCAAGGGAACAGGAGAGCAGAUUGUGCGUGGAAAGAUAUAUGAUUACUAUGUUGAGUCUUCUUCUCAUUCUAUUACAGAUUCAAAUGCUGUGCUGGGUCAGUACAAGAGCAACUCUGAGUAUCAACCAGUGGAGCUUGGAAGUUGUGGCAGCAGCCUCACAGAAUCUCCGACCUCUCUGAGCCCCAUCAUCAUCCGUGAUCUGGUUUUUCCACAAAGCACUGUUGAGGAUCCCUCCUCACUUGGAAGCCUCAAACUUAGGCACCCUGCAAGGCCUUUACUCCUACGCAAGGAGAGCUAUCUGUCUGCAGCAGAGCAGUCAGAGCUUCCCAUCCCCUUUCUAAACACAAGAGCCUCAACUCCAGUGACUCACUCUCUGGCCCAAACCAGCAAUGAGUCCAUCUCCGUUCACCCUAUGAUCCAUCACUCUACAGACAGCAAAGGCCUCAAUGUGAAGGAGGGGGCAGAUCUAGAGACGGUAGCAGCAUUUUUACACCUUCCAGCAAAAAUUCUCGACGGCACAGAUUUAGAAAGCUUAAAGAGUAAACUCGAUCUGGGUAACUGUUUGGAGACACUCUGUCUGGCCAAGAAACAUGGCCAGACCUCUGUGCAGCAAGCUGCCCUGGGUGUCAUGUCAGACAACUACCUCCAGGUGCUCAGGGACCCCAACCUUUAUGGGCGGCUAAUGGCUGGUGAGCGCGAUCAGAUCCAGAAGCUGAGAAUGAAAGGGAGACGGUUUGUCAUGGUGGCAGAUAUGGACCCUCAAGACUGGGCGAGGAACACAGGAGGGCAGACAGCAGAGACAGAGCAGAGGAGGACAUCCAGUGCAGUGUACUGUUAUGAUGACCACAAAAACACCUGGCACACACUCUGCCUAAUCCCACAGGAGGUCAUCUCUAAAGCCUGUGCCAUGUGCACAAUGGAUAACUACUUAUUUGUGGCACUGGGCUGUCAGGGCACAGACAGAGAAAUGACGCCCUCAAAGCGAGUGUUUUGCUACAAUCCUUUGACAUCAAUUUGGAAGGAGAUCAGUCCUAUGAAUGAAGCCAGGCCUCGCUGCAAACUGGCAGCUCUGGAGGGCUACAUCUACGCCAUUGGAGGGGAGUGCCUCUCCUCAGUGGAGCGCUACGACCCGCGAUUGGACAGAUGGACUUUUGUGGCUCCACUGCCUAAUGAAACAUUUGCUGUGGCACAUCACGUGACAGUGUGCAGCGGAGAGCUUUUUGUUUCUGGGGGAACUCUUAGAUAUAUGCUACUGCGCUACAGCCCCAAAACCAACACCUGGAGGCCAAGUCUGUUAGUAGGCAGCAAAGACAGAACUGCAGAUAUGGUAGCUGUGGGGAGAUUUUUGUAUCGGUUUGAUGUGAACCCGCUGCUGGGUGUCAGUGUGUAUCGCUACCAUACAGUGGCUCGAAUGUGGUACGAGUGCAGCUCCAAAAGGCUUCAGCACUGCCCUGCCUUCCAGUGUGUCACGACGGACAACACAAUCUAUUGCGUCAACCGCCAGUUCACCAUUAGGUUCGAGGCUGAUGGGAUCUCUCCAGGCUUCAUAGAUGAGGAUUUGAGUGUCCUCUCUGCAGCAAAGGGCAUACUUUUCCCCUUUGUCCUUUCCCUCCCUGAUAAGAAGCCUCGGCAGACCAGUGUGUAA